Messenger RNA from Soboliphyme baturini, 703 nucleotides. Lineage: Eukaryota; Metazoa; Nematoda; Enoplea; Dioctophymatida; Soboliphymatidae. The record is from the annotation of a GenBank genome assembly.
GGAGACGGCGAAUGAACAACUUCCUCCCGUAGUACGCAGCAGUCUGCUUUUGAUCGAUGACAGCCAAUGCUUCGAAUUUUUAUUAAUUAUGUUUUAGCCAUUGGACUGGAAUAAGUACAGCAAGAUCUUGAAACAGGUAACUCAACAGUUUCCAGAGGCGUCCACGUCGUAUACAUAUAAAAGCGUUGUAUCAUAUCCGUUGUCUGAUGAUCACGAGCAAUUUCCAGCUGACCGACAGACUAUUCUUGAGAUGUGCAAAAGCGUUUUGACCGGCGAUCCACCAGCCGCUUUCGACCAACUGAGUCUAAAGAUGGUUCGCUUUAGGCCGCCAUUGUCUGUGAUGGAAAACGACAUCGUAUUUAUUGAUCCACUCGAAAUUGAUCAUUUGCUACCCAUGUGGGACGAUGAGCCACCGGAUCUUGAAAUUGGUCAGCAGUCUCAAUCCGAACUUGCGCCUUCCGCUUCCCCCACAACCAUACAGGAAGUAUCGGAGAUAGCAGAAAGCGUGCAGUUGUUAAGCAAAGCCUUCGAGAUGGCUCUCUCAAACCAGCAGCAGCAGAUGCUGAUCGACGAAAUCAAAAAGGACGGUCACCUUCUCCAGAGCGUCGAUUUGCGUCCCUCUAAGGUAUCCCAAGCCACUAAGAACAAUGCAUUUUGUCCUCUUGAUUGUAAUCGUGGACAGUGUCAUGUUUCUGAGAAGUGA